GCGCUUCUAAACAAUUCGUAUUUGUAUCAUCUUACGCACUCAGAAAUGAAGAAUCGUGGAAUCGAUAUUGAAGGCUGCAAGCUAAACCUCCCAGUUAUGUUACAAGCGAAAGAAAAAGCCGUUUCAAGUUUGACUGGGGGAAUAGCAUAUUUGUUUAAACAAAAUAAGGUUGAGCAUGUCAAAGGUGUUGGUUCAAUUGUUAGUCCCAAUGAAGUUUUGGUUAAAUGUGAAGAUGGAAGUGAAAAGCGACUAGAAACUGAACGUAUCCUCAUUGCAACUGGCAGCGAAGUUACUCCAUUCCCCGGGAUUGAAAUUGAUGAACAGUCUAUUGUUUCAAGCACUGGAGCACUCUCUCUGACUAAGGUCCCUGAACAUCUUGUGGUUAUUGGAGCAGGAGUUAUUGGCGUUGAAUUAGGCUCCGUAUGGAAGCGGCUAGGUGCUGAAGUCACUUGUGUAGAAUUCCUUGGUCAUGUUGGUGGAAUGGGCAUUGAUAUGGAGAUAAGCAAAAACUUCCAAAAAAUACUAACUAAACAAGGUCUUAAAUUCCUUUUGAAUACUAAAGUUCUAUCCGCUUCAAAAUCUGGUAAUAAUAUCACAGUACAAUUAGAGGGUGCAAAAGACGGUAAAUCUCAAAGCGCUGAUGUGGUUGUUAUUGGGUCAGGUCCUGGGGGAUAUGUUGCUUCCAUAAAGGCUGCACAGUUAGGAAUGAAGACCGUCUGUGUUGAAAAGAAUGAUACAUUAGGAGGGACAUGUCUGAAUGUUGGUUGUAUUCCUAGCAAAGCGCUUCUAAACAAUUCGUAUUUGUAUCAUCUUACGCACGCAGAAAUGAAGAAUCGUGGAAUCGAUAUUGAAGGCUGCAAGCUAAACCUCCCAGUUAUGUUACAAGCGAAAGAAAAAGCCGUUUCAAGUUUGACUGGGGGAAUAGCAUAUUUGUUUAAACAAAAUAAGGUUGAGCAUGUCAAAGGUGUUGGUUCAAUUGUUAGUCCCAAUGAAGUUUUGGUUAAAUGUGAAGAUGGAAGUGAAAAGCGACUAGAAACCGAACGCAUCCUUAUUGCAACUGGCAGCGAAGUCACUCCAUUCCCCGGGAUUGAAAUUGAUGAACAGUCUAUUGUUUCAAGCACUGGAGCACUCUCUCUGACUAAGGUCCCUGAACAUCUUGUGGUUAUUGGAGCAGGAGUUAUUGGCGUUGAAUUAGGCUCCGUAUGGAAGCGGCUAGGUGCUGAAGUCACUUGUGUAGAAUUCCUUGGUCAUGUUGGUGGAAUGGGCAUUGAUAUGGAGAUAAGCAAAAACUUCCAAAAAAUACUAACUAAACAAGGUCUUAAAUUCCUUUUGAAUACUAAAGUUCUAUCCGCUUCAAAAUCUGGUAAUAAUAUCACAGUACAAUUAGAGGGUGCAAAAGACGGUAAAUCUCAAAGCAUCGAUUGUGAUACUCUCCUGGUUUGUAUUGGAAGGCGUCCAUACACCACCGGUCUUGGCCUAGAGAAUGUUGGUAUCAAAUUAGAUGAGAAAGGUCGUAUUCCUGUGAAUAAAAAUUUCCAGACUUCUGUACCAAGCAUUUAUGCUAUUGGUGAUUGUAUACCUGGUCCAAUGUUAGCGCACAAAGCUGAAGAUGAGGGAAUAAUUUGUGUUGAAGGAAUGCUUGGCGGUGCUGUACACAUAGAUUACAAUUGUGUUCCUAGUGUUAUUUACACGCAUCCUGAAUGUGCUUGGGUUGGUAAAAAUGAAGAACAAUUGAAAGCGGAGAAUAUACCUUACAAAGUUGGUAAAUUUCCAAUGUCUGCAAAUUCACGAGCUAAGACAAAUGAUGAACCUGAAGGACUUUUCAAAGCUUUAGCACAUAAAGAUACAGAUAGGCUUCUAGGAGUACAUUUACUUGGCCCAUGUGCAGGUGAAUUAAUCAACGAGGCUGUAUUAGCUAUGGAGUAUGGAGCUUCAGCAGAAGAUGUUGCACGUGUCUGUCAUGCUCAUCCGACUGUAUCUGAAGCUCUUCGGGAAGCAUGUCUCUCCGCCUAUUGUGGUAAAGCUAUCAAUUUCUCAUGAGGAGGAGACAAUUCUCUCCAACCAACCUAUAUCGUAUACUAACUGUCUGUCUUGUCUUACACACACAUUGCUUAGAAUGAAAUGUUUCUACUCCUUCAGUUAAAAUACACACACUAAUUUAAGUGCGCGCAUACAUGCGCAUACUCAUUUAGAAAUUAUGUUGAAUUUGCACCAAAAUAAUAUAUGCUGCCAUUUUGAGGUGUAAGUGAUUGAGUGAGUGAGUUGGUAAGUCAAGUAAGCCAGUUAAGCGCACUUCAAUCCUUUCAGACAACUUUUUAUUGUUUCGUUUUUCUUUUUCUCUGGAGAAAACCAAAAAGCAAACAUUAGUUUACCCAUUACUACUAUUACUACUACUUAGGCGGUCUUUGAACACAUGUAUCUAUGUAUGUAAAGCAAGUUGUUUUUUAAUACAGUAGUUAUUCAGUAAUAAUAAUAAAAAUAUUAAU
This is a messenger RNA of Trichobilharzia szidati, 2486 nucleotides long. The record is from the annotation of a GenBank genome assembly. NCBI's taxonomy places the organism in Eukaryota, Metazoa, Platyhelminthes, Trematoda, Strigeidida, Schistosomatidae.